Echinococcus granulosus is the source of this 1437-nucleotide messenger RNA. RefSeq names its product Glycine receptor subunit alpha-3. Gene Ontology annotation, molecular function: neurotransmitter receptor activity; extracellular ligand-gated monoatomic ion channel activity; transmembrane signaling receptor activity. Lineage: Eukaryota; Metazoa; Platyhelminthes; Cestoda; Cyclophyllidea; Taeniidae. The transcript has a single exon. Gene Ontology annotation, biological process: chloride transmembrane transport; regulation of membrane potential; chemical synaptic transmission. Bases 1 to 1437 code for a protein of 478 amino acids. Gene Ontology annotation, cellular component: neuron projection; synapse; membrane. The record is from RefSeq and is a predicted model, not a curated record.
AUGGGCUUUCAACUAGAAGGUGGAUUUGGUGUCUUCCCAUUUACUGAAACAGGUCCAGUUGAGCCCGAACACGAGGCGCUUAACCGCCGUGACGAGACCUACAACACAGGUCAGGGCUACGGGGGCGAUCUACUCCAACACCUCCAGACGGACCCUCAAGCAGUUACCCAACGCGAUCGACUAGUUGGGAUGCUUUUCGCUAACUACAAGACACAUGAACGUCCAACAGAAAAAUUGGACAUUCCCACGGUCGUGGAGAUAAAUAUGAAGGUGUUAGCAAUCUUUUCUGUCGACGUGCGCACCAUGGACUACUACAUCGAUGCUCUGCUUCGUCAGACAUGGACGGACCCUCGUUUGGCAUGGAAUCACCGGGAAGGUUUCAAAAAUUACACUCAACCCUUAGUCUCCCCUACGCUAAAAGAGAACCUGUGGUUACCAGAUUUAUUCUUUCGUAACGGAAAAGACGGGUACUUGCACAAAAUGACUCUCCCUAACUACCUUCUUCGUGUUCAUCCCAAUGGGGAAGUGCUAUAUAGCCAGAAAAUCACUAUGAGAUUUUCUUGCCAAAUGGACCUUGCCACCUUCCCUAUGGACACUCAGUACUGCCACAUGAAUAUCGGCAGUUAUGGAUAUACUCUGAGUGAACUUCAGUUCGUCUGGAGAGAAAAGGAGCCUGUAGAACUGCAGAAUAACCUCCAGCUCUCCGAAUUUAAUACGCCUACGAAUUUCACGACCCUGGAUUGCACAGCCCAGUCCUCCACAUCCACUGGCAAUUACACUUGCCUUAUGGCUAAGUUUAGUCUCAAGCGUCAAUUAGGCAGCUAUCUCGUGACCACAUACAUCCCCAACAUCCUAAUCAUCAUGGUUUCCUGGUUGAGCUUCUACGUUUCCGUUGAUGCCGCGCCAGCCAGAGUUCCUCUAGGGCUACUCAGCCUUUUGGGUUUGUUGACACAAGCUUCCUCAAUCACGGGCAACCUUCCGCGUGUAUCAUACAUAAAAGCUAUCGACCUGUGGCUCAUCUUUUCCAUCAUCUUUGUCAUUGGAGUGUUGGUAGAAUACGCGAUCGCAAUCACGAUGCUUCGACAGAAGAGGAAGGAGACAUGGCGAGGCGAUGUUGAAUUGAUAGUGAAGGAAGAAUUAACCCGGUGGUUAGCAGCAUGUGAGCAAGGUCAAAUGGCAAGUAUUCAGGGAAGUGGAGGUGUGAGAGGUGAUCAGGGCUUUAUCCAACAGCAACUGGCCUAUUUUAACGAUCUAGAUGCCUUCCUAACCAAGUCCGUGAUUGAGGAGGCACGAGCUAAGAAGGGUGACAAAAAGAGUCGUGUUCCAGUGGCUGUGGAGUCGGAAAUCGACGCUUACAGUCGCUUUUUAUUUCCCACCUGCUACAUUAUGUACAACAUUUUCUACUGGACUUACUAUUUGGCCAUUGUUAAGAAGUGA